AUGUCUAGUGUGGAGCUUGAGAAAUUGUUACGGGUGUUAAGGGCUCACAAGCUUGCGAUUGGAUGGUCUCUAGUGGAUAUUAUAGGGAUUAGUCCCACUACAGUGAUGCAUAAAAUCUGCCUUGAAGAUGACAGCAAGCCUUCUACUGAAGCUCAGAGAAGAUUGAAUCCAACUAUGAAGGAGUGCAUGGGUGAGUUCAGUGCAAGUGGUACUGAAGAAGGGUGGUAUGACUGUGUUGAAGAACAAGCAGGCCACAACUACUACUGCUUCUUGGAUGGGUAUUCAGGGUACCAUCAGAUUGCUAUUGCUCCAGAAGACCAAGGGAAGACAACUUUCACGUGUCCUUAUGGUACUUUUUCUUUCUGGAGAAUGCCAUUCGGGUUAUGCAAUGCUCUUACUACUUUUCAAUGUUGCAUGAUGGCUAUUUUUUCUGAUAUGGUGGAGAAGACUAUUGAGAUCUUUAUGGAUGACUUUUCUAUUUUUGGGUCUUCAUUUGAUGUGUGCUUGAGAAAUCUGGAUGCAGUUAUGCAGCGGUGUGAGGAGUCUCUUCUAGUUCUUAACUGGGAGAAGUGUCACUUCAUGGUGAGAGAAGUAAUUGUUGUGGGAUACAAGAUCUCUAGAGAUGGUAUUGAGGUGGAUAGAGCCAAAAUUGCAACAAUUGAGAAAUUACUACCUCCGGUGUCAGUGAAGGGUGACUUACCGUUUCAAUUGAUGUGUGAUGCUAGUGAUCAUGUUGUGGGUGCAGUCUUGGGGCAGCGUAUUGACAAGGUGAUUGUGUAUAUUGAUCACUUUGCUAUCAAGUAUUUGAUGACUAAGAAAGAUGCAAUGCCUCUCUUAAUUAGAUUGGUUCUAUUGCUACAAGAGUUUGAUAUGGAGAUUCGUGACAAAAAGGGUACUGAAAACCUAGUAUCUGAUCACUUGUCAAGACUUGAAGUAGAAGAGAGUCAGAAUGAGAAAGUUGUGCAGAUUAAUGAUUUCUUUCUAGAUGAACAGUUAUUUGGGGGGAGUGAAAAUUCUAUUGUGCCUUGGUUUGCUGAUUUUAUGAAUUUCCUUGUUGCAAAGAUUGUGCCUCCUGAGAUGACGAGGCAACAGUUGAAGAAAUUUUACUCUGAGGUGAAGCAUUACUAUUGGGAAGAGCCUAUUCUCUAUAGGCAUUGUGUUGACCAAGUCAUUCGUCGUUGUGUACCUGAGGAUGAGAUGCAUUCUAUUCUUGCCCAUUGUCACAAUUUACAAUGUGGUGGGAAUUUUUGA
Molecule: messenger RNA, 1251 nt
Organism: Humulus lupulus (European hop)
Lineage: Eukaryota; Viridiplantae; Streptophyta; Magnoliopsida; Rosales; Cannabaceae
Exons: 5
Coding region: 1-1251 (416 amino acids)
Source: RefSeq, a predicted model, not a curated record